This is a messenger RNA of Ylistrum balloti, 4505 nucleotides long. Its product is annotated as disintegrin and metalloproteinase domain-containing protein unc-71-like. The record is from RefSeq and is a predicted model, not a curated record. Bases 1 to 4164 code for a protein of 1387 amino acids. Lineage: Eukaryota; Metazoa; Mollusca; Bivalvia; Pectinida; Pectinidae. The transcript has 24 exons. Gene Ontology annotation, molecular function: metalloendopeptidase activity. Gene Ontology annotation, biological process: membrane protein ectodomain proteolysis.
AUGGAUACUGUUCUCAAAUUAAUGACGGGAAUUAUAUUGGUGUGUUUCCCCAAAUAUGGACUGUUUGCCUCUUCGACAACGGACAAACAUGACAUGGCCACAUUGCUUCAGACCCAAUACAACCGUCACCUACUAACGAACGUCCCACGGCCCUACGAAAUCAUCUUUCCAAAACGUAUCGUACGACGAAACAAAGCCAUCGGAAUAUCCACCAAGGAGCACCAAAUCAAGCACCAUGGAACCUUUGAACACUACAAACAUGUGACGUACGAGCUAAUGAUCCAAAGCAAAUUACAGAAGAUACGACUGGAGAGAAACGAAGUGCUGCUAUCAUCUGGUAUCCAGGUACGACAUAACAUAGAAGAAAACCAACAAAUUGUCUCACAGACCGUUGAGCAUUGUUUUUACCAUGGCUAUGUGCGUAAGGAUCAGUGGUCAAGUGUAGCGGUCAGUACUUGCCACGGAAUCAGGGGUGUGAUUAAUCUGAACAAUGAGACCUACGUGAUUCAGCCACUUCUAGGAGGAGAUGAGGGGACCGAACACCCCCAUUUGGUUUUUAAGGCGACACCGUCAGAGUCAGAAAAAUGUGGAAAUGAUCAUGGUCAAUGGCUACCCUUCCAGGAACUCCACAAAGGAGAGUUUAUCAAAAGGGUCAAACAUCUCAAGGCAAAACAGCAAUCAAGCCAGCAAAGUGACCCACAAGACCCUGCUAGUAUUGUGACAGAUAAGAUGAUGAAGUUAGCUCUCCUUGUAGAUCAUGCCACAUGCAACCAGCUAAACUUCAGUUUCAGCGAGAUGGUCACUUAUACUAUACAGAUAGCCAAUAUUGUCGAUUUGUAUUACAAGGAAAUAGGGAUGAGGACACCGAUUGUUUAUCUUGAACAUUGGAACCAGGGAGACAAAAUAGAUAUUACACCUAGUCUCCGGAAAAACCUGGAUCAGAUCCUGCUAUACAAGGGGAGAGAACUCUCACAGAUAGAACAUGAUGCAGCACACCUUCUAGUUGGCGAGGAUUUAGAGGACAACUCUAUAGGUAUGGCCAUUCCGGACUCUGUGUGUACAAAACGGGCCGUCGGCAUCAAUAAGAUGAAGAAUGUGUUCCAGCCUCAGCAAGUCGCGACUAUCCUGUCACACAUGAUAGGUCACACACUUGGGAUUAAACACGAUGAAGACGGAGGGUGUGACUGUGAGGAUGACUUUGGUUGUAUCAUGUCUACAUCUGUUCUGUCUAAGACGAGUAUCCACUCACGCCAGUUCUCAUCCUGCAGUUUGUCUGACCUUGAUGUCGCCCUGAAUAUGGAUAUAGCAUCGUGUUUGGCUCCUGAUAAUCAGAAGGAGACGUUUACCCAGACCUGUGGUAACAUGUACAUAGAACGUGGGGAAGAGUGUGACUGUGGAGGAGUAGAGGAAUGUGAGAAGAUUGACCCCUGUUGUGACCCUCAUACAUGUCUCCUUAAGACUUGGGCACAGUGUCGUACUGGUGCCUGCUGUCAUAACUGCACUUUCAUGGCUAAGAACUACGUGUGUCGGGAGAGGUCCACCGAAUGUGAUGUCCCAGAGCUUUGUACUGGAGACAGUGGAGAGUGUUCUGCUAACAACUAUGUGCAGGAUGGACAUCCAUGUGGUAAUGGUGAAGGUUACUGUGUCGGUGGUAUCUGUCCUACCCUUACCCAGCAGUGUCAGCACAUCUGGGGUACAGAGGCAACAGGAGCAGAUUACCAGUGUUUUGAGCGGUUCAAUCCAACCGGAAACUUUAAUGGACAUUGUGGGAAAAAUAAUCGCACAGGAUCCUUUGCUAAAUGUUUACCUGAGAACAUACAAUGUGGGUUGUUACACUGCCAGGGAGGCACCACAGUCCCCCUCCUCGGCUCAGACAGAAGUUUCUCCAAAACCACCUUCAGAUUCGAUGACAUAGAGUAUGACUGCAAGGUGAUCCACGGCCCAGCUGUGAUUGGCUUGCCACACUUUGGUCUUGUUCAGGAUGGCACUAAAUGUGGCAAUGGUGGCAUAUGUAUGAACAAGCAGUGUGUCUCCACAAGUGUGUUACCUCCCCUGUCAUGUCCUGGUACAGGGGGUGAUAUAAUCUGUUCUGGUCACGGGGUUUGUACGAAGGACAACUCAUGUUUCUGUGAUGAAGGAUGGGAUGACCUUGACUGUUCUGUGAAGGUCAACAUUACUGUGACAACUGGAAUCAUGGCUACCACACCCAUGCCGACGACCCCCACAACAACUCCGGAAAUCCUUGUGAUUCCUAUAGAGAUACAUGAGGCCACAACUAUCAACACCGAGAGCUCUGUGGCCGCUCUUGUUCCGGAGGACAAUGGCUUCUCUUCAGUAUGGCUCAUCAUCAUUCUAGCCUCUGUGGUCGGAGGUCUAGUUUUUCUUCUAACCAUGACAUUUGUCUGCUACAGGAGGAGAAACCCAGUGAAAUUAUUCCACAAAAAGAAAGGAUUUUUUGGCAAGAAAGGUGAAAAGGAUAAAUGUAUAGAGGCUGGAAACAAGCUGAUUACGUUUGGAAAUCUACCUUCUUACAAGUCUGAUAAGAUGUGGGGUAAGAAAAAGAAGAAAGGACGGUUGACUAGUGAGGAAGAAAGUGACAUUGGUGAGCUCCCACCACCUCCAAUCAUUAUUUCCAAUGAUGCUGUCAAACCCGAGCGUGGAAUUCUGAAGCAUUGUGGGAAGGCUGACGAGCGUCGCAGCAGUGAAUCAAACACUGGUGGCUCCGAUGUCACCUGUGAUCGAGAGAGUAUGGAGCGUUACAUGUACGAUGAGGAUGAUGAUGAUGAAGCAGAGGAAAUACAGGAAAUUCUCAGCCGAAAGUUUGAUACAGGGAACUCUAUGGAGGAAGCCCUCGAUCAAAUCGCAGAAUCCUCAAGUUUUGACUUUGUACUGCCAAUGCCGCAUUUCAAUUCUGGAAACUCUGGGAACCCUGGACAUGUACAUUCAUCACCGAGGAAAAUGAUGAUGGGAGUUGGUGGUUACGAUUUCCCAAUACAUCAAAAUCAAGCACAACGUCCACCUAUGCUGUGGAAAUCCAAUCUAUCAUCUCCACCAAAGUCAAAGGUCAUACGCAUGAAAAAUUUGGAUGAACUGAUCCAGCAGAUAGAUCGACACACAAUUGACCUUUCACCUUCUCCUGAUGAACUGCCAAUGCAAGUGUCACCUUCUACUUCAGAAGAUGUUCGUAGUAGUUCCACUGAAGAUCGGGACCGACAUUACUUCAACAACUGUCACACACCACAGUCCCCACAAUCUAUCACAAGUGGGAGCACUCGCGACACUUACCGCCCCCUGCUCAGCAGCCAGUGGACAAAGUAUAUACUCCGACGCAAUGAAUGGGACAAUGAAAGUCCUGAUUUCUGCACAGGCGAGUCCCCACCCCCUCACAUCAAUAUUCCACCACCAAUGAGUCCUCUGCACAUACGGAACAUAUUCAACUAUGCACAGAAAUCACUGGAUCGAGACAACAAUGAUACUCCAAUGGGUAGUCAGACAGGCGAGUGUAGCUCAAACAACGGCACCACCAACUCUCGUUGUGGCUAUGAGAAAAGUUCAGGUUAUGGCAGUGAACAUGACCCUGCAGAAGGAAACAGCAUUGAUGGGAUGUCACAUACGCAGUCGAGAUCUGGGUCUGCCUCACCUCCAUCAUAUAGUGCUGUGAUCCGCACAGGGCCAAACCAAAUCAAAUUGGUACCUGCCAAAAAGUUACAGGAAACAGGUAUAGAAAAUGAAGAUUUACAUAGACUUUUACAGGAGUUGCCAAGAAUAGAUGCUGGUACUUUUGAAAGAAGCCCAGUUCCAACAAACAUCAAACAGCCUCGAUACGGUUUUCUAGCUAAAGCAGAUUCAUUACCCCCGGGAAUACCACCUCCUUCUGACUCGUUCCCAGAUCCCUGUCCUUUAGGUAAACAGGACCAAGUGCAGUUUGGCAGUGCACCAUGCAUAGACUGUAGUCUGGAGUCAAUACCCCAGGCAAUUCUUGCCAAAUCAAAACCUAAAAAUAGAAAUUGUUUAAAUGUAGCACAAAGACCUAACAGUCUUAUGGGGCCUCAGAAGGAGAUCCAGUUGUUGUUUGACCAGAAUGAUUCUGACACCGACAGUAGGAGACAUAGUGCCCUGGAUAGUGCACUAGAGGCUUUGCCUAUGGACCCCACAGUAGCAUAAUGUUACGUAGGUAAAUUUUACAACAAGGGAGGACAACUCUUACAAUGUGUUGUUGCCGGUGCUGUAUAAUAUGUGUAUGUACGUGCUUGACUAAUGGAUCUGCUAAAAUAGUUUGUUUACAUUUUUUUCUGUGCUCUUACAGAACUAUUUACAUUUAUUAAUUAUACACAAAUUUGUUUUGAUGUUCUUUAAAGUAUUUUCAAAAUUUAAAUGACAUCUUUAUUUCAUUUUGAUAAUGUUAAAAUCUGUCGUAGUGAUUUGUGAAACUUAGUUAAAGUCUGCUAAGAAAUAGUUUUUCAAUUCACAAAUAACUAUCAACAACAUUCUAUAUGUCAAAUGUU